Molecule: messenger RNA, 8081 nt
Organism: Neocloeon triangulifer
Lineage: Eukaryota; Metazoa; Arthropoda; Insecta; Ephemeroptera; Baetidae
Product: multiple PDZ domain protein-like
Exons: 38
Coding region: 141-6746 (2201 amino acids)
Molecular function (GO): protein binding
Source: RefSeq, a predicted model, not a curated record
CCGAGGGUGGAGCUGCGUUUGAUGCUCACUUGUUUCACGUCCAUUGUUUACACCUGUCUGGCUGCGCGCCUGGUAUUCGUCCGAUUUUAGACCCAUCGUCGACUUGAAAUGCUCUCUGCGUAAACGAACCGAAGAGGAAAAUGCCGCUGAACGCAGAUGUGUCGACUGCCCUCCAGCUGUUGGAGGGCAUCCAGCAAUCAAUACAGUCCUGUGAUGACCCCAAGUUGGAGGCGCACGCCACUGCUGACCUCAACCUUCUCAUCUCUGUGCUGGAAAACCCUGUUUUCAGGGGCAUCUGCACCAUGCAGGACGCAUUGGGUGAACUCAAUAAUCAAAUCCAGGCACAUCCAUCCUUGCUUCCCGGAGACUUUGAUCUUGAUCCGGUGGGACACCUAGUCUUAAAUGUCCCACCUGCCACAGCUGGGGUGAUGUUUGAAGGCCGAGGUUUUGAGCCAGAUGACCAACGAGUGCCAGUAGCAAAGCUUUCAGUCAGCUCGUCCUCCGGCGGGGAAGCAACUUCACCUCAGGUGGCUAGUCCAAAUAUGAUGGGACUUGGAGAUCGGCUGCCACAGACUCCAAUCACAACGCCAACAUACGCUUUAGAAUUCCAAAAGGCCAUUGAAGCUGCCUCGCUCGGACGAGACGUACACACUGUGCAGCUUUUCAAGCCAGAAGGAAGCAGUCUUGGCUUCAGUGUAGUUGGCCUGAGAUCUGAAGAACGAGGCGAACUUGGAAUCUAUGUCCAAGAAAUUCAACCCCCUGGCAUUGCUGGACGAGACGGUCGUCUUCAAGAAGGAGACCAAAUCCUCGCCAUCGAUGGACAACCGCUGGACGCUGACAUUUCUCACCAGCAGGCCAUUAGCAUCCUGCAGCAGGCGCGUGGCCUGGUGGAGCUGGUGAUCGCACGUCAGAGAUCAUCCGUGCUUGAUCAAUCUUCGUUACCUGCGUCUCUCACGCCAACCUCGCCUGCGGUAGCGCGCUCACCUUCGGCUACAUCGGACACAUCCAAGGCAGGAUCAGACAUGGUGCUGAACACCGAAUGGGCGCAAGUCGAAGUGAUAGACCUGGUGAAUGAUGGAUCGGGACUCGGUUUCGGCAUCAUCGGAGGACGCAGCACCGGUGUCGUGGUCAAGACCAUCUUGCCCGGAGGCGUCGCUGACCGGGACGCUCGACUGCAGAGUGGCGACCACAUCCUGCAGAUUGGGGAGGUCAACCUGCGUGGCAUGGGCUCGGAACAGGUGGCCGCAGUGCUGCGCCAGUCCGGAUCUCACGUUCGGCUGGUGGUGGCGCGCCCUGUUGAGCCCACAUCGCCCGACUACCAGGCCCUCGGCAGCCACGCUCCGAUCGUCCCCACCAAAAUCUUGGGAGACGCUGAAGAGCUGGACAGGCACCUCAUUCAAAAUGGCUACGGCAAACCCAUCUCCUCCACCUCCACCAUGGCCUCUGAUCUUCAGUACAACCCCAACCUUUACAUCUACAACCAGGCGCAGGACGGAGGCGAAAUCGAGCUCCAUCCACAACCAGGAAUGCUGAUCGAUGUGGUGGGUGGUCAGUUGCCAGACAUCUCGAUGGGCCUCUUGGGGUCAGAAGAUUCUACUGAGCCACUCCCCGAAAUGGACGUGUUUGAGGUGGAGUUGAAAAAAGACACCCACGGGCUUGGCAUUACCAUCGCUGGCUAUGUUUGUGAAAAAGAGGAAUUGUCGGGUAUUUUCGUCAAGAGCAUAAGCAAGGGCAGUGCAGCCGACGUGUGCAGGAAAAUCGCAGUCAACGACCGUAUUGUAGAAGUAGAUGGCCAGACUCUGCAGGGUUUCAACAACCACCAGGCUGUUGAAGUGCUGAGAGCCACAGGUCAGCUGGUCUGCCUUCGUCUCGAACGCUACCUUCGCGGCCCCAAAUUCGAGCAACUCCAGCAAGCCAUUGCCAACUCUGAAGUAAAACCCACCACUCCAAACUCGCCUUCCAUUGUGUCGCUUCCACAUAUUCCAAUUAGUUCUGCUGCUGAAAGUGAAACCAUCAUUGAACCUGAUGGUGAAUCGAGGACCACUAUUGAUUCAAUGAUUCUUUUGGAGUCGACUUUGGGUCUUGAUUUGAGUACUGUUGAGGCCAAUAACGCCUUUGUUGCCCUCGCUAAUGUUGAAAAGCUGAUUGACCAGCAUUAUGACGGAGAACUCUCUCCGGCCGUGGAAGAUGCUUUGGUUGCCAAGUGGGGUCAACUCAUGGGACCUGAUGUGGAGAUAGUGGUUGCUCAAUUGUCCAAGGGAGAAGGUGGAGGUCUUGGAAUCAGCCUUGAAGGCACUGUCGAUGUAGAGGACGGGCAAGAGGUACGGCCGCACCAUUACAUUCGCUCAAUUCUUCCUGAUGGGCCUGUUGGCAAGAAUGGACGGCUCAAUGGUGGAGAUGAACUUCUUGAGGUGAACGGCUGCCGACUUUUAGGCCUCAACCACGUUGAAGUGGUUGCAAUUCUCAAAGAUUUGCCUCUCCACGUUCGAAUGGUUUGUGCGAGAAAGCCAGGCGAACAGGCAGCUCGCGUAAUUGACACCUCACAGGACAGGGCUGCUUUCGUCUCCCGAAGCAUCUUGGGUGGAAGUCUUCAGAACUUAAUACCGGCCACUGAUCGGCUCGUCAAGGCCAAGUCCGAUGGCUCAUUGGCGUCCUCUGCCACUGCAGGAACGGACUCAAACAGUUUCUCUCGCAUGAAAUCUCGCUCUCUUGAACCACUCACUGGCCUGGCCAUGUGGAGCUCUGAACCACAGGUCAUCGAAUUGGUGAAGGGUGAUCGGGGACUUGGAUUUAGCAUCCUUGACUAUCAGGAUCCGAUGAAUCCCAGCGAAACUGUCAUUGUCAUCCGCAGUCUGGUGCCGGGCGGUGUUGCUCAGCAGGACGGCCGACUCAUCCCUGGCGACCGACUGCUCUUCGUGAACAACACGAGUCUGGAGAACGCUUCCCUCGACCGGGCCGUGCAAGCUUUAAAAGGCGCCACUCGCGGCGUGGUGCGCAUCGGAGUGGCCAAGCCGCUGCCUCUGCCCGACACGACCGGAGGCUCCUCCCCCACUAGCCAGGGUCUCUUUUUCAACGACGACGAACCGCUCGCCGAGCAGGACGAGGUCGAGGUACCUGGUAGCAAUGCGGGCAGUGCCACUGUAGACGCGCGCUCCAUUUUGAGUAGUUGCAGCGGAGACGUCUCGCUCGGACUCGAGGACCAGUCGGAGCCGGUACCACAUUCCCCAAAAAUUUCCAAACAAGACAUAUCGCAGGCGGCAGUCGAAAUUUUGCUGGCGGAGAAACUGCAACUUCUGGAACAGCAGGUGCCCAAUGGAGUUGGCGUGGCCGUCGACGACGAGGAAGAAUCGAGUCUGACAGAAGUGGAACAGGUUGAAGCUUUAAGAAAAAGUCCCGAAGAAAACGUGAGUGACCUUCCGGAGGUGGAGCAGCCAAGGGUGGAAGAGGCGCCGGCGCCUCAAGAGGAGGAGGAAAAGCCCCCGGAAGAGUUGACCCCAGUGACCGCUGUUGAAACGACAAUCCGCAUGCCAAAGGCACCGUCGGAACCACUGGGCAUCGCCGUUGAGGCGGAGGGUGGAUUUUUUGGCGGCGCCAUCGUCAGCGCUGUUCUGCCUGGCGGCGCCGCGUUCAGGGACGGCCGUCUCAAGACAGGCGUCGAGUUGUUGGCCAUCAACAACGAGAACUUGCGCAGGGUCACGCAGGCACAGACCAACGCCAUCCUCCGAAGGGCCGCCCUCCUCUCAUCAGAUGUUAGUGUCACGUUUGUGCCUGCGCCGCCCUUGGUGGAAUUCAGCCCCUCUGCAGACUGCCGCCCCAUCCCCGUCUUACCUGUCGGUCUGCCCAGCAGCAAAACAGUGCCACCUCAGCUGCCUUCCUUCACACAGCAACACUCGUUGAUCUCACCGAGCCCUCCCACGGUUCCGCCUCCGCCGCCGCCCUGCCAAAAGCCGGAGCCGGAGGAGUUGAGCCCCGCAAAUGAAUCUACUCGCCCUCUCAGCCGGACUGAAGGCGCUCUAGACGAGGACGAAGAGGACAAGACUGACGCCAAGGAGUGCGUGACUGUGAUCAGCGUUGACCACGGCGCUCCGUCGCCGCCCGCAUCUCUACCUACUCAACAGGAGCCAUCAACUCCUCCACCUCCUCCCCCGAGGCCAAGGAGCAGAUCACGGACCGAGAUCUUGAUCGGCAGCGACACCCCACCCAGGAUCCAGAGCGUCGAAAUCACCUCACCUGUGCCCUUCGCAGCGGUUGAAGCGGCAAGUCCGCCGCCAGAGGAGGGAAAGCAGAAAAUGACCAUAACCCAGAGUUCGUCGUCAGCAAAGGCAGGCGCGAACCAAAUGGCCAAGCACUGGGGCCCCGAGAGGCUCGUCGAGGUGUCUCGAGAACCCAGCACCAGUCUCGGAAUCAGCAUUGUUGGCGGAAAGGUGGAUCUGUACAAUGCUGGACCUGAAAGUGGCUCAGCCAUCACAGGCAUCUUCAUCAAGAAUGUGCUGCCGAACAGCCCCGCCGGUAAAACCGGAGAGCUCAAAACAGGCGACCGCAUUCUGGAGGUUGACGACGUUAACCUGCGGACGGCCAGUCACGAAAGGGCCGUUGAAGUGAUCAGGGCUGCUGGGAACCCAGUUCGGUUCCUGGUCCAGUCAUUGAUCCAGUGGAGCAUGGACAGUGAGACGGAAAGUCUCGGCGUCCCAUCAACCUCAGCCACGCCCCUUGGAUUCAGGGAGAAGAGCAUUCCUCCCGAGGUGCCUCUCUCUGUCACUCCGUUGCCAGAGUUGAUCCAGGAGGGCAUGGACGAUCUAGCAAAACAAGGCCAAAAUCAUGUAACUGGGACCACAGAGAAUGAGCCUGCAGCUACCAAACCUGCCCCAGUUGAUAAGCAGCAGUCCAAGAAAUACUCCAGCGACGAAGAAAGCUCGGACGACGAGGAUGUCCGAGACCAGGAAGGUCGAAUCACCACCAAAGGAGGAGAGGAGAUUAUGAGAUCCAGUGCUGGAAAUGUCAAACGAACAGCUGAAGAGAUUGCCGCCGACCCGGAGCAGGAUGACAUCUACGGAUACACCACCAAUAAAGUGAAGAAGAAGUACGGAGCUCUGAAGGGUACACUGAUGAUCGCCGCCCUCGAAAGGGGUCAACAGGGGCUGGGCAUCAGCUUGGCCGGCCACAAGGAUCGAAACCGGAUGGCGGUGUUUGUGUGCGGCCUUAACCCCAGCGGAACCGCCUGCAAAGAGGGCACCCUCAAAGUCGGAGACGAGAUUCUCGAAGUCAAUGGCUGUGUAGUGCAGGGAAGAUGUCACUUGAACGCAUCCGCGAUGAUCAAGGGCCUGGCUGGACCGCUCUUCAAGGUGAUUGCACUGAGACGAGAUUCAGCGCUGGGAGAGCUGGCCGUGAAACCAAUUACUCAGUUCCCGGUUUCCUUAGAAGAUGAGAGCAUCGAGGACAGAUAUGCAAAAUUCAAAAACCUCAGAAUUGUGACCCUCAAGAAGGGGCCCCAAGGCCUGGGCAUCAUGAUCAUUGAAGGAAAGCAUGCCGAAGUCGGGCAGGGUAUUUUUAUCUCUGACCUCCAGGAGGGAAGUGCAGCUGAACAGGGCGGCAUUAGUGUCGGAGACAUGAUUCUCCAGGUCAACAAAGAUACGCUUCUGGGUCACAAUUACGAUUCUGCCGCCGCCAUGCUGAAGCGAACGGAGGGUGUCGUCACCCUGGUCGUCUGCAACCCUGGCAAAAAGGAAAAAGAGGAACCGCCCGAGCCCCCAGCGGACCCCGCCACCUGCCCCAUCAAGCCCGGCAAGGAAACCACCAUCGAGGUCAACAAGGACAAAAUGGGCCUCGGCCUCAGCAUUGUUGGAGGAUCAGAUACACUGCUGUCGGCCAUUAUUAUACACGAAGUUUACCCUGAUGGUGCUGCUGCCAAGGACGGCCGCCUUCGCCCCGGUGAUCAAAUUCUUGAGGUGAACAGUGAAGACUUCAGGAGCACCACUCAUACGAAAGCCCUGGCUGUUCUCAGACAAACUCCUGCCAAGGUAAAAAUGGUGGUGCUGCGUGAAGAAGCUGCCAAGGAGGAGGACCGGUACGACGCCCUUGACGUCGAGCUGGUCAAGAAGCCUGGCAAGGGCCUGGGCCUCAGCAUUGUUGGCCGCAAGAACGGCACCGGUGUGUUCAUUUCCGAUGUGGUGCAUGGAGGAACUGCGGAAGCCGACGGCCGUCUCAUGAAGGGUGACCAGAUCCUCGCAGUCAACGGCCAAGACCUGAAGAGUGCCUCACAAGAAGAAGCCGCCGCCGUGUUGAAAACGGUGGCCGGAAAAGUCAACAUGAAGCUCGGCCGGUUGAAGCCUGCGAGGAAAGGCGGUGCUGCCAACGGCACUGACAAGUUGGAGCCUGAAGAGCCUCCGCUGGACAGACUAACGCCCCCUCCCAUUCCGCCCCUGCCAACUGCCUCGUCAAUAGCCGCCGCCGCCUCCGCUGCCGCCCCUCCGCCCCCGCUAGCAUGCCGCGAGGUGAGACUGGCCCGGCGGCCAGACGGCCUCGGCUUCAGCAUCGUCGGUGGGCACGGCUCGCCGCACGGCGACUUGCCCAUCUACGUCAAGACCGUGUUCGAGAGCGGCGCCGCCGCCACGUCCGGCGCCAUCCGCCGAGGCGACCAGAUCGUUGCCGUGGACAACCUCCCGCUGGAGGGGCUCACGCACCAAGAAGCGGUCGCCGUCCUCAAACACGCCACUGGCCCCGUCGUCACGCUCACCAUCAAGCCGUGAACAAUCUGAAUUCAAUGACAAAUCUUCCAUCGCUCCACUCUGAAGCCUACGCGAUCUUGAUGCCAUUUUUUUACUCGAUUGCCAAUUAGGAUUUUAAUUAUUAUUUUUUUUCUCUUCUUAUAGUGGAAGGAAAUGAUUAAUAGAAUGAACCAAUUAUUUCCAGAUCUCACUGCCUGUAGUUUAUAUAAUUUAUUUUUUAUCCCCCAAAGUGAUAAAAAAAAAAUGCCAUCUUGAUCAACUCAGGCUGUUUUAUUGCUACUUUGAUUAGAGAUCUCGGUAUUUUUGAAUGUGCAGUGCUCGGCAAGACACGUGUGGAUCUAUGAGAACGCUCGGAUUUUUUAGCUAAAUGGGACCAUAGGAGUGAUGCGACACAAAAGCAAGUUUUCUCUGCUACUUUGUACAUAAUGUAUGUAGAAGAAGAAGAGGAUACUUAAUUAAUUUAUUAAGGAUCGAGCUCGGUUGUGUUGUUGAAUUGCCCCCUUUUUACGCUGCUGAAAUAAUUAUAUUGAUAAAUGACACACCUGUCCGCUCUUGUUACACGAAAAUAAGAAAAUUGUUGUAUGAAAGCCCCCUUGACUCUGCGAUAUUUAUAUACACUGGAAAAAGACUCCUGACUAACUAAAAGAAUGUUCGCCUCAACGAGAUGUAAUUUUCAUUUAACUAAGUUGUAAAAGGCAAUAAUGAAUGUUCUCGGAUGUGAGAGAGAGAAGCUUUUAUUACUCUAGGGUGAAUCUCUUUUUAUUAUUGACUACUACUUAAAAGAUGAGGAAGAACACAAGGUAGACUUCUUAAAUUAUCCGAUGGUUACUAAGAUGUAGCAGCUCUAUUGUUAUACUGAAAUUUAAAAUAUAAAUUCAAAGUGGUAAUUAUACUUAAUUAUAAUUUUAAAACAAAGAAGCAAAAGCUGCGGCCAUAUCAAACAACAAAUUACUUAUAAUUGAUGAAGAAUGCUUAAUAUAUAUAUUUGUUUUGAUGUGGAAAAGAGAGAGAACAUAAUAUAUAUUAUAUUAUACGCAAAAAGAGGUUAAAUCUGUUCAAGUUGUAUUUGCCAUUGAGUGUGCCGUAAUUUUAGAACAUGAUAGAGUUUUAAUUUUAUCUGUUACAAAGACUCUUCUGUUAGUGUUGAUCUGAUAUCUGAACUUAAUUCUUUCCUGUUUGGAAAGAAAAUUUAACAAAUUUUAAAUGUCAAAUGAAAAUAAUAUACGAAGGAAACUUGAAUCAUCAUACGUUGGAUCAUGGUUUUGAGAGAAAUUUGUAAAUAUUAAAAAUGCUGAUGUAUUUUUAAUCACUACAGUUAAUAAAGCUAUACUGUAAUAAAAGCUGAUGCAUUUUAUA